This is a messenger RNA of Aspergillus pseudotamarii, 3894 nucleotides long. RefSeq names its product DUF323 domain protein. The transcript is spliced from 9 exons. The coding region runs from base 1 to 3894 and encodes 1297 amino acids. The record is from RefSeq and is a predicted model, not a curated record. NCBI's taxonomy places the organism in Eukaryota, Fungi, Ascomycota, Eurotiomycetes, Eurotiales, Aspergillaceae. Gene Ontology annotation, molecular function: oxidoreductase activity, acting on the aldehyde or oxo group of donors, NAD or NADP as acceptor.
AUGUCACCGUUGGCUCUUCCUCCUAAGACCGUUGACAUUGUCAACAUUUUUCAGAAUGACGUGGAGUUCUCCCUCGUAAAUGAGAUCCAUAAGGGUAUUAAUCCUCCCGCUGGCGUUAGGAAGUCAAUGCCAACGAUGCUUCUUUACGAUGCCAAUGGCCUCAAGCUUUUUGAGAAAAUCACCUAUGUGGAGGAGUACUAUCUAACAAAUGCGGAGAUUGAGGUCUUGGAGACAAAUUCCAGGAGGAUAGUUGAACGGAUUCCAGACAAUGCGCAAUUGCUUGAGUUAGGUAGUGGGAAUCUUCGGAAGAUUGAGAUUCUGCUACGGGAGUUUGAGCGCGUGGGAAAGCGCGUGGAUUAUUAUGCCCUCGACCUGUCGCUAUCAGAACUGCAGCGCACAUUCGCCGAGGUAUCCAUUGACGAUUACACACACGUUGGCCUCCAUGGUCUCCAUGGAACCUACGAUGACGCCGUCACUUGGCUUAACAGCCCCGAAAACAGGAAGCGGCCCACAGUGAUCAUGUCUAUGGGUUCCUCUUUAGGGAACUUUGACCGUCCCGGCGCAGCAAAAUUUCUCUCGCAGUAUGCUAGCCUUCUUGGCCCGUCCGAUAUGAUGAUCAUUGGUCUGGAUGGCUGCAAGGACCCGGGCAAAGUAUACAGGGCAUACAAUGACUCGGAAGGUGUUACACGGCAGUUCUACGAGAACGGACUAGUGCAUGCAAAUAUUGUUCUCGGAUACGAAGCCUUCAAACCUGAUGAGUGGGAAGUAGUGACUGACUACGAUACUGUGGAGGGACGACACUGGGCAGCCUACUCACCCAAGAAGGACGUCACCAUCAAUGGGGUCAUACUUCAGAAAGGGGAGAAACUUUACUUCGAAGAGGCGUACAAAUACGGACCAGAAGAACGCGAUCAACUGUGGCAUGAUGCCAAGUUAAUCCAGACGGCGGAAGUGGGCAGUGGGUCUGGCGAUUACCAUCUCCAUCUCCUGACAUCCGCCACCCUAAACCUCCCCAUAUCUCCCUCUCAAUAUGCAGCUCAUCCUAUACCCAGCUUUGAAGAAUGGCAGUCUCUGUGGACGGCAUGGGAUAAUGCUACAAAGGCCAUGGUCCCUCGCGAAGAGCUUCUGUCAAAGCCGAUCAAGCUACGGAACUCUUUAAUCUUCUAUCUGGGACACAUUCCUACAUUCUUGGACAUCCACCUGACUCGAGCCCUGCACGGAAAACUGACAGAGCCAAAGACCUAUAAACUAAUUUUCGAACGUGGGAUUGAUCCUGACGUAGAUGACCCCGAGAAGUGCCACUCCCAUAGCGAGAUCCCAGAUGAGUGGCCAGCUCUUGAUGAAAUUCUGGACUACCAAGAGCGAGUCAGAAAUAGAGUUAGAUCCAUCUAUCAAAUCGAGGGUCUUGCAGAAAAUAGAAUCCUGGGCGAGGCGCUUUGGAUUGGGUUUGAGCACGAGGUGAUGCACCUCGAGACAUUUCUCUACAUGCUGAUUCAGAGCGAGAAGAUACUUCCCCCACCUGCCGCUGAACGGCCGGACUUUGAAAAUAUGUAUCAAGAAGCUCGGGAAAACAUGAAAACAAAUGAGUGGUUCUCCAUUCCUGAACAAACAAUUACCAUUGGCCUCGAUGGUGCUGAUACCAACGACGUACCCCCAACGACCUAUGGGUGGGACAAUGAGAAACCUGCGAGAACAGUGACCGUUCCGGCAUUUGAGGCGCAGGGCAGGCCUAUCACCAAUGGCGAAUAUGCUAAGUACUUGCAGGCGAAUCAGUCGCGCAGAAGGCCAGCAUCAUGGGUUCUGACCCAUUCGAAUGAAGACUACGCCAUACCUAUGGCCGUCAACGGAAGUAGUGUCGAGGCGACAAAGGACUUUAUGGCCAAUUUUGCCGUCCGUACUGUUUUUGGCUCAAUUCCACUUGAAUUCGCCCAAGACUGGCCUGUGAUGGCAUCAUAUGAUGAAUUGGCCGAAUACGCCGAAUGGGCGGGCUGCAGGAUCCCUACGUUCGAAGAGGCAAGGAGUAUCUAUCUGCACUCAGCGCUACUAAAGGAGACAGGUAGCAUGGAGCAUAAUGAGCAGCCCAACGGCCAUAGUGCAAACGGUGAUCUGAAUGGGGUGAACGGAAAUGGCUACUCAAAGAUCAACCCCAGCAAGCCUCGUAUGCCGGACCACCAGCCUGUACAAUAUCCUUCCCGAAACGCCUUGCCAGUGUUCCUUGAUCUCGACGGCCUCAACGUCGGGUUCAAGCACUGGCACCCAACCCCAGUUAUCCAGAACGGCGAUCAACUCGCCGGUCAGGGUGAACUGGGAGGCGCAUGGGAGUGGACUAGCACGCCAUUAGCGCCACACCAUGGCUUUAAAGCCAUGGAGAUCUACCCGGGAUACACCUCCGAUUUCUUCGACGGUAAACACAACAUCAUCCUGGGUGGUUCUUGGGCUACUCAUCCCCGCGUUGCUGGGCGUACCACUUUCUUCAAUAUGUCUCUCGAAACCAUCACGACUAUCUCGCCCUCCACAAAUCAGCCAGUUGUCACUCGGACGGGCGUCACCUCCGAGGACCUGCAGCGAAUCCCAGAGGUCGCGCAGGAGGCUUUCCGAUCAUUCUCCCAGUCGACCACUCUCAAACAGCGUCAAGAAAUUGUAACACGUGCAUUAGACAUUCUCGAGAAAAAGAAAGAUGAGCUUGCGCGCGAGCUGACUGAGCAGAUGGGUCGUCCGAUCGCAUAUACCGGUGUGGAGGUAAUGACAGCUAUCAAGCGCAGUCGCUACCUGACCAAGAUCAGUGAUUCGGUCCUGGGCGAAGAGGGCGUUGUCUCGGGUGAAGAGGAGAAGGGCUUCAGACGCUAUAUUAAGCGGAAGCCUGUUGGUGUGGCGUUUAUCAUAUUUGCCUGGAACUACCCCUAUUUGAUCCUUGUUAACAGUUUGAUCCCUGCUAUUCUGGCUGGAAAUGCUGUCAUUCUGAAACCCUCUCCGCAAACUCCGACUAUAGUAGAGCAAUUUGCCACUGCCUUCGCCGAGGCAGGGCUCCCUCAGAACGUCAUCCAAUAUUUUCACUGUGGAUCUCCUACACUACUUGAGACUAUUGUCCGAUCACCUUUGGUCAACCACGUCUGUUUCACAGGCUCGGUGGCUGGCGGCUUGGCUGUUCAGAAGGCCGCGUCAGACCGCAUCGUCAAUGUUGGGCUGGAGCUCGGUGGCAAAGACCCAGCUUAUGUUCGGGACGAUGUGGAUGCGGCGUGGGCCGCCGAGGAGGUCGUUGAUGGAGCUAUCUUUAACAGUGGACAGAGCUGCUGUGCGAUCGAGCGGGUCUACGUGCACAAGAACAUCUACGAUGCCUUCGUUGGGGAAGUCAAGAAGGUCCUAAGCAAGUAUCGUGUCGGGGAUCCGUUUGACAAGCAAACGCAGAUCGGACCUGUUAUUUCAAAGCGUGCGAAGGAUACCAUUCAGGCCCAUGUCACCGAUGCAAUCCAGAAGGGUGCCAGGGAUGAAACUCCAGCGAAUGAGACAUUUGAAACCCCUCCUGCGGAUGGCAACUACGUCAAGCCUACGCUUCUGACGGGCGUGAACCAUGACAUGAUUGUCAUGACGGAGGAGACCUUUGGUCCUGUCAUUCCUGUUAUGAAGGUCAACAGCGAUGAGGAAGCUAUUAAGCUGAUGAACAGCAGCGAGUUUGGGCUGACUGCCAGUGUCUGGACCAAGGAUGUGGCUAAGGCUGAGGAACUAGUUGAGCAGGUGGAGGCGGGGACUGUCUUCAUCAACCGAUCUGAUUAUCCUAGUCCGGAUCUCGCAUGGACCGGCUGGAAGAAUUCGGGGCGGGGCGUAACUCUGAGCAGAUUCGGCUUUGAGCAAUUUGUCAAGCUCAAAAGCCACCACAUCAAGGCCUACCCUAAAUAA